Messenger RNA from Danio aesculapii, 1201 nucleotides. RefSeq names its product telomeric repeat binding factor (NIMA-interacting) 1 (gene terf1). The record is from RefSeq and is a predicted model, not a curated record. NCBI's taxonomy places the organism in Eukaryota, Metazoa, Chordata, Actinopteri, Cypriniformes, Danionidae. Gene Ontology annotation, biological process: telomere maintenance. Gene Ontology annotation, molecular function: telomeric repeat DNA binding; protein homodimerization activity. Gene Ontology annotation, cellular component: chromosome, telomeric region; nucleus.
AUGGGGCUGCGCCCAAACCUUAUAAUAAACAAACAGAUGGCGGGAACGUUCGGUUGUGGUUUCAUAAACAUAACCCUGAAGAUGGAGUCGGAGUCAUAUGAGAUUACGAGUACUAGUGAUAAAACAACAUCACAAGAAGUUAAUAAAGUUGUUCAGUCAUGGAUUAUCGACUAUUAUUUCGCAACAUUAUGUCGGCUUUUCAGAGAAAGGUCUUCGGUGGAGUUUCGGAAAGAUCUGAAGUUAUUUGAAGGUUUAGUGGAUGAGCUCGAAUCUCAUUCCUCUCAGAGAACCGUCUGUUGCUUCCUAGCCAGAGUGAUGGACGGGGAAAACCUGAAUGUCCGUUAUGAUCACGUUGCUCGAAUCACCCCCUUGAUGUCAGCCGUGCCGGUUUGGGAGUCAUUAAAGGACUUUUCUGAACCAACAUUACAUGGAAAGAUCCAGACACUACUGAUGGUUCAGAGUGUCGCUGUGUGUGUCAAGAAAGGAUAUGACAAACUGGCCAAAGAAACCUUGCAGUGGUUGGAAGAACAGACAGAUGUACCAGAGAAGCUACAGAGAAAGCUUGCCACCAUUGUGAACAAGAAGGAUACAUAUGAUCAGAUCCUGAUGAACUUCAGUUUUGAUAAGCUAAUGGAAACCAUCGACACAUUCCUUGAAGCUUUCAACCAGCAAUAUGCCUCCAUUUUCUUACUUGAAGCAGCAUCAAAAGUGGUUCAAGCUCGUCAUGAGAGAUCAGAGGAAACUCCAUCUGAGCUGGAGGGAGCUGGAGAGAUGCCACCCAGCCCACAGUCAGACAAAUCAGAAUCAGAAAAUGAGGAACAUGGGGAUCCACUUGUGGGAAAUAUCAGACCCAAAAGAAAACUUCUUCCAAAACAAAAUGAUCCAUGGAAGCCAGAAACUGCAAAGAAAGCGCACGCCACACUCAAGAGAACCUCUAUUUGCAAGGUUACCAGGAGAAGUAAUACCCCUUCUGAAUUACACAGCAAUAUUACUGUGGCAAGCCAUUCCAGGAAGAAAUGGACUGAUGUAGAGGAUAGGAAGCUAAAAGCAGGUGUGAAGAAACACGGCGUGGGCAAAUGGAGCAAAAUCCUCAAUGAUUUUGAUUUUGACAAUCGCACCACAGUUAAUCUGAAAGACCGAUGGAGAGUCCUAAAGAAACUGGAUCGUGUCUCUUGAGCUACAGCUGCUUUCAGCUUUUAAU